Chrysoperla carnea is the source of this 7853-nucleotide messenger RNA. RefSeq names its product fatty acid synthase (gene FASN3). Gene Ontology annotation, biological process: fatty acid biosynthetic process. Bases 198 to 7286 code for a protein of 2362 amino acids. Lineage: Eukaryota; Metazoa; Arthropoda; Insecta; Neuroptera; Chrysopidae. The record is from RefSeq and is a predicted model, not a curated record. The transcript has 9 exons. Gene Ontology annotation, molecular function: 3-oxoacyl-[acyl-carrier-protein] synthase activity; oxidoreductase activity; fatty acid synthase activity.
UGUGGAAAAGUGCGAUCUCCUUUAUUUGAUUACUAAGCAUCGAAUUGAAGUUAUUAACGAAAUAUUUUAUUAUCCAAAUAUUUAUUUUGAAAUUUAUUUCAAAUAAAUAUCUUUCAAAAUUUUAUUUUUCAUAAUAAUUUUUAGACAUUGUGUGUUACUGUUUUGAGAAUUGUAAUAUUCUCAUAUAAUUCAAAAAAAUGUCUACUGAAGUACCACCCGGAGUUCGCCUUGCCCACCCACCACCAGGUGAAGAAAUCGUAAUAACUGGUUUAUCUGGAUAUUAUCCUGAUUCCGAAAAUGUUUAUCAUUUUGCUGAUAAUUUAUUCAAUAAAGUCGAUUUAGUAACAGCUGAUGAUCGUCGUUUUGUCACAGAUCACCCAGAAAUUCCACCUAGAUGUGGAAAACUAUUGAAUAUUGAAAAAUUUGAUGCUAGUUUUUUUGGAGUACAUUAUAAACAGGCAUUCUCAAUGGACCCUAUGUGCCGGAUGUUGAUGGAAAAAGCAUAUGAGGCAAUUGUCGAUGCUGGGGUACAUCCAAAAGAACUACGUGAUUCAAAUUGUGGUGUAUUCAUAGGUACAUGUUUUUCUGAGUCAGAAAAAACAUGGUUUUAUGAAAAAAUUCAAAUCGAUGGUUUUGGUAUUACUGGAUGCAGUCGGGCUAUGUACGCUAAUCGUAUUAGUUAUUGGCUAGGGUGUACAGGACCAUCGUACAGUAUUGAUACAGCUUGUUCGAGUUCAAUGUUUGCUUUAGAGAACGCAUUCCGGGCAAUACGAGAUGGUCUAUGUGAUAGUGCAAUUGUUGGAGGAUCAAAUUUGUGUUUAACUCCAUAUGUAACAUUACAAUUCGCACGUCUUGGAGUGUUAAGUGCCGAAGGAAAAUGUCGAGCUUUUGAUAACGAUGGUUCUGGUUAUGUACGAUCUGAAGCAAUAUCAUGUAUUUUCUUACAAAAAGCAAAAGACGCAAGGAGAAAUUAUGGUACUGUGAUUUAUGCAAAAACAAAUUGUGAUGGCUAUAAACCCGAAGGUAUCACAUAUCCAUCUGGUAAACUACAACGUGAAUUAUUACAAACAUUUUAUGAAGAUUGUCAAAUACCACCAGAGAGUUUAGCUUACAUGGAGGCUCAUGGUACGGGUACACGGGUCGGUGAUCCAGAAGAAUGUUAUGCAAUUGAUAAUGUAUUUUGUAAAAAUCGCAAAACUCCGUUGAAAAUUGGUUCAAUCAAAUCCAAUAUUGGUCAUUCUGAGCCUGCUUCAGGUGUAUGUUCAAUUACAAAAGUAAUUAUUGCAUUUGAAACUGGUUUUAUUCCCCCAAAUUUACAUUUUAAUAAGCCACGCCAAGAUAUUGCUGGAUUAGUAGAGGGACGAUUAGAGGUAGUAUCUGAAAAAACUCCGUUAGACGGUGAUUUAGUUGGUAUUAAUAGUUUUGGUUUUGGAGGCGCUAAUGCGCAUGCAUUGCUCAGACGCAACGUAAAAGAAAAAGUUAAUAAUGGUCUUCCUGAUGAUGAUAUUCCACGAUUAGUACCCGUUUCAGGAAGAACUUUAGCUGCUGUGAAUGCUAUUAUUGAUGAUUUAGCAAGCAGGCCAUUAGAUGCAGAAUUUGUUGGAUUAUUGCAUGAAGUUCAUAAAUUAGAAAUUCCUAGCCAUAUAUAUCGUGGAUAUACUUUACUCCAAAAGGGGGAACCAACUGUACUUACAAGGGAAUCUGAUCAUUAUUCUGGUGAAAAAAGACCAAUAUGGUUUGUAUUCAGUGGUAUGGGCUCACAAUGGCCAGGAAUGGGCGCAUCUUUAAUGAAAAUACCAAUAUGUGCAGCAGCUAUACAAAAAUGUCAUGAUGUAUUAAAACCGAAAGGUGUGGAUCUAAUAAAAAUUUUAACUGAUCCAGACCCACAUAUGUUUGACAAUAUUUUACAUUCUUUUGUUGGAAUUGCUGCAAUACAAAUUGCAUUGGUUGAUGUAUUAACAGCCUUAGGAAUCGUACCAGAUCACAUAAUUGGUCAUUCUGUAGGUGAAUUGGGUUGUGCAUACGCUGAUGGAUGUUUUACAGCAGAGCAAAUGAUUUUAGCUGCAUACUCUCGUGGAUUAGCUAGUAUUGAAACUGAAUUAAUUCUUGGUAGUAUGGCUGCCGUUGGUUUGGGUUACAAAGAAAUUAAAGAGUUAUGCCCACCGGAAAUUGAUGUUGCGUGUCAUAAUAGUGCUGAUAGCAGUACCAUUUCUGGACCAGCGGAAGUAAUGAAAACAUUUGUUGCUGAGCUUCAAUCCAAAGGUAUAUUUGCUCGUGAAGUAAAUGCCUCAAAUAUUGCAUACCAUUCGCGAUAUAUUGCUGGCGCUGGACCAAGGUUGUUGAGAGAAUUGAAAAAAGUAAUUCCAGAACCAAAAGCAAGGUCAGAAAAAUGGGUUACAUCAUCAGUACCACCAGAAAAACAAACUACAGACGAUGCUAGAUAUAGUUCAGCUGAAUAUCAUACAAACAAUUUAUUAAAUCCCGUGUUAUUCGAAGAAAGUUCACGUGCCAUUCAAAGUAAUGCUAUUGCAAUUGAAAUUGCACCUCAUGGGUUGCUACAAGCUAUUUUACGUCGGUCGCUACCUUCAACUGUAAUUAAUGUUCCAUUAACACAGCGUGGAAAGGAUAAUACUGUUGUUUUGCUUAAUGCUAUAGGAAAAUUGUAUAUGCAAGGCUUACAGCCUCAAGUAUCUGCAAUUUAUCCACGUAUUAGUUUUCCAGUAAGUCGUGGUACACCAAUGAUCUCACCUUUAGUAAAAUGGGAACAUACAGAAGAUUGGACAGUGGCUAUUUUCGAGAAAAAGAAGAAAUUGAAAUCCGGAGAACGGGAUGUUACAAUUCGUGUUAAUGAAAAUUCUAAUUGGAAAUUUAUAACCGGUCACGUUAUAGAUGGUCGCAAUCUAUUCCCUGCUACCGGAUACAUAUACUUGGUAAACGAAUCAUUUGCCUCAAUGACCGGUGAUGUAAUAGAAGAUUUCUCAGUUGUAUUUGAGGAUGUCCGUUUCAUCCGAGCCACAAAUGUUCCCAAGGAUGGUGGCGAAAUCGAAUUUACUGUUAUGAUUCAAAAAGGUACUGGUAACUUUGAAGUAAUCGAAGGAGACACAGCUGUAGUAACCGGAAAUAUAAAAUGUGUUGAUAAUACAACUAAAGAAUUUUUGAAUUUACCACCCUUAUCUCCAGUGGUUGGUAAUGACAUUAUUCCAUUAACCACACGUGAUAUUUAUAAGGAACUUCGUCUUCGUGGCUACAACUAUCGAGAUCAAUUUAGGGGUGUUAUUGAAUGUGAUAUUAGUGGAACAGUUGCUAAAAUUAACUGGGACUAUAAUUAUGUUGCAUUUAUGGAUAAUUUAUUACAAUUACAAAUUUUACAUGAAGAAUCACGAGGAUUAUUUGUACCAACUAGUAUACAACGUCUUGUCAUCGAUCCGAAAAAGCAUGUUGAAAUGAUCCAAUCGGUUAGCGAAGAAGAAAAUUCUCAAAAAUUUGUGGAUGCCUAUUUCUAUAGGGAACUUGGCGUUUUAAAGGCUGGCGGUAUUGAAAUUCGUGGUCUUAAAGCUAAUUCAAUUGGCCGUAGAAAACCAUUAGGAGAACCUGUUUUGGAAAAACAGGAGUUUGUACCAUUUAUUAAUCCAGAUCAACUUUCAGUUGUUGAUGCAAUUCGCGUAUGUGUACAUUUGGCACUUGACAAUUCACCAGCUAUCAAAGUGAAAGUUGUUGAAGUAGAUAACGGUAUUGAAGAUCCUUUAGCAGCUACUGUUUUGUCCGUUUUAGGAGAUUUACCAUUAAUACAAGCAGAAAUCAUUGUUAUUUCUAGCCGGGAGCUGGAUGUACCAAAAACUGUAACUAUUGAAGACAAGGAAUUAUCAUCUGAAUCGAAUGUAAUGUUUGUUGUCGAUUUUGAUUUACUCAGUCGGCCUGAAGCAUUAAAUGAGGCUAAAGGUAUUUUAAAAGAAGGUGGAUAUAUCAUUUCAAGAGAAAGUUCGAUGGAGGAAUCAACUACACCUGAAGGCUACGAUAUUUUAGCAGAAGCUGUAACGGAAAUAGAAAAGCUUGUUUUGUUAAGAGUAAAGAAAGAACCAAUUGAGCCUAUCUGUGUGAAAAUCAGUGACGCAACUGCAUUCUCAUGGUUGGAAGAAUUGAAAGAACUAGUUAAAGAAUCAAAACCAGUUUUGUUAUAUUGUCAAAAUGAACCGUUAAAUGGAUUAAUGGGUUUAAUUAAUUGCUUGAGGAAAGAACCUGGUGGUGAAUUUGCUCGUGCUGUGUUAAUUGCAAGCAAUGAUGCACCAGUCUUUGAUGCAAACCUACCAUUUUAUAAAACACAAUUAGACAAACAAUUAGCAGUGAAUGUGUACAAGAAUGGUCAAUGGGGUAGUUACCGUCAUUUACAAAUCGAACCACAAAGUGUAUUAACCAAACAUGCUUAUGUUAAUGUAUUAACACGAGGUGAUUUAUCAAGUAUGACAUGGCUCGAGGGACCACUUACUGCCGAUGGCAACGAAACUCUUGUUGAUAUUUAUUAUGCUGCUCUUAAUUUCCGUGAUGUUAUGACGGCAACAGGAAAAUUGGGUUCCGAUUUUAUUAAACAAGAUUUCUUCUCACAUGGAUGUGUUCAAGGGUUAGAAUUUUCUGGAAGAAAUCACAAGGGCGUCCGUGUUAUGGGUAUGGUAGGAAGCGGUGCGUUGGCUACUCGUGUUGUGUCAGAUCCUGACAUGAUGUGGGCCAUCCCCGAAUCAUGGUCAUUAGAAGAUGCUGCUACUGUACCUGUUGUCUAUGGCACAGUGUAUUACGCUUUGAUUGAUACAGCCAAUUUGAAAAAAGGUCAAAGUAUAUUAAUUCAUGCUGGAACUGGAGGUGUAGGACAAGCUGCAAUAAAUAUAGCCUUGUAUUAUGGCUGCACAGUAUUUACAACUGUGGGUACACCAGAAAAACGUGAAUUUAUUCGCCAGAAUUUCCCUCAAAUACCUGAAGGCCACAUUGGUAAUUCUCGUGAUACUUCAUUUGAGCAAAUGAUUAUGCGUGAAACUCAAGGCGCUGGUGUAGAUAUUGUUUUAAAUUCAUUGGCUGAAGAAAAAUUACAAGCAUCUGUAAGAUGUUUGGCAGUUGGUGGAAAGUUUUUGGAAAUUGGAAAAUUCGAUUUAUCAAAUAAUAACCCACUUGGAAUGCAAAUAUUCUUAAAAGAAGUUUCUUUCCAUGGCAUUAUGUUAGAUAAUAUAUUCCACGCACAACCAGAAAAAAAACGUAGUAUCCGGAAGCUUAUUGAAGAUGGUGUUAUCAGCGGCGCAGUUAAGCCAUUAGUUCGUACUAUUUUCGCUGAAGAUGAAGUAGAACAAGCAUUCCGUUAUAUGGCUGCAGGAAAACAUAUUGGAAAAGUAUUAAUUAAUAUUCGCCCAGAAGAACCUCAAAAAACACUAAUUGCUAGAGAUCGAUUAGUUUCUGCCAUUCCAAAAUUGUAUUGUAAUCCAGAACAUAGUUACGUCAUCGUUGGUGGCCUUGGUGGUUUUGGAAUGGAAUUGACUCACUGGUUAUUAACUCGUGGAGCACGUAAAGUAGUUCUAUCAUCCCGAAAUGGAGUUGUUAAAGGAUAUCAAGCAUUACGAAUAAAGAAAUGGCGCGAACAUGGUGUACAAAUAAAAGUAUCGACUGCAGAUAUUUCAACUGUGGAAGGAUGUACAAGUUUAUUACACACAGCCAAAUUAAUGGGACCAGUGAACGGUAUCUUUAAUUUAGCUGUAGUGUUACGUGACGCAAUUUUAGAAAAUCAAACAGUUGAAAAUUUCCAAACUUCAUUCCGUGGUAAAGCACAGGGUACAAUCAAUUUAGAUAGAGUAAGUCGUAAAAUGUGCCCUGAAUUACAACACUUUGUGGUAUUCUCAAGUGUGUCUUGUGGGCGAGGUAACGCUGGCCAAACAAAUUAUGGUAUGGCGAAUUCAGUAAUGGAACGUAUUUGCGAACAACGUAAUGCCGAUGGUUUACCCGCGUUGGCAGUACAAUGGGGUGCAAUUGGAGAAGUUGGUCUUGUAGCUGAUAUGCAAGAUAAUGAUGCCAUUUUAGAAAUUGGUGGAACUUUACAACAAAAACUUAGCAGUUGUUUAGACGUUUUGGAUAUGUUCAUAAAACAAGAAGCACCUGUGGUAUCAAGUAUGGUUGUAGCAGAGAAGAAAGCAGGAUCUGGUUCUGGGGAAAGUAUAGUUGAAUGUGUAGUUAAUAUUAUGGGUCUUCGGGACAUUAAGACUGUUAGUAUGCAUUCGAAUCUAGCCGAACUGGGAAUGGAUUCUAUGAUGGCUGUAGAAAUCAAACAAACUCUAGAACGAGAAUAUGAAGUGUUCUUAACAGUUCAAGACAUUCGAACCUUAACAUUUGCAAAAUUGCAAGAAAUUCAAAAUUCACAAGAAGCAAAUCAAUCAGUAGAAAAUCAAAGUACAGCUGAUGGAAUUGCAGCCUUAUUCCGAGCGCUGGGUGAUGAAAAGACAUCAGAAAUUCCACUAGUGCAUUUAUCAAGUAAGAAUGACGUUGAGGAGGGAGCACCUCCACUAUUCUUAUUACCUGGAAUUGAAGGACAAGCAUCUAUAUUUGAAAACCUUAGCAAGAAUUUACGACCAAAUACACUUUGCUUACAAACUGGCUAUGAAAACGUUACUAGUACAAUUGAAUCAAUGGCUGAUUCAUUAUAUCCGGUUAUCGUAUCAAAUCUGAAACCAGGUCAAGAUUUUACGAUCGUAGCAUAUUCAUACGGUAGUUUAAUAGCAAUCGAAUUAGCAUUGAAAUUAGAAGCUACUGGCUAUAAAGGCAAAUUAUUAUUCAUCGAUGGUGCACCAUCUGUAUUGAAAGCAUUGUUGAAUAAUCAAGUUACGGGUGGCAUUACGGAACAUCAAUUACAAACUGCAAUUCUUUGUGCUAUCAUGAGCGGACUUGCACCUAUUAAUUUAGCAGAGUUAAAGUCUGAUUUAGAAACAUUAAACGACUGGCCAUCAAAGGUGGAAUUAUUCUUACAACGAGUACCACAAGAUUCUAAAUAUUCGCCAGAAUACCAACGAGCAUUAUGUAAUGGUGGUUUAGCGCGUUUCAAGGCAUUAGCUGAUUAUGAACCAGAUUUAUCCCGGAAAAUUAAAGCACCAAUUACAUUGAUCCGACCACAAAUACCCACUGUGCAUGAUGCAAAAGAAGAUUAUGAGUUAGGUACAUUUACAGAAAAUCAAAUACCAAUUAUAUAUUUGGAAGGUAAUCAUUUUACAAUUAUUGAUAAUGCAAAAUUACCAACAUUAAUUAAUAAUUAUUUUGGAUAUUAAUGAUCAAAUUAAAUUACUGUGUUAGGGGCUCGUUUUCACAAUCAUAGUUCUUGUGUAUAGGUUUUUUUCAUUGCCUCUUCUGAUGUGAAAUAUCACAGGGUAGUUAGUUAUCGUUCUAAGCAUAUAAUCAAUCAUUCCAUGUGCAUAGAAAGGAUAUGUUAUUUUUGAUGAUUUAAGAUCUGCAAACAAUCAAGCAAGCAAUAAUUAUUUCGUGACGUUCCAGACCACUGCCUCAUUCAUUUUUCAUUCUAUAAGAUUGCCGAUUUUCUGAUUUUCGGUAUUUGUGCAAGUUUUUUCUUUUUUAUUAUAAUCAAAUCAUUAAAACUAGUAAUUAAUAAAUACGAUUUUAACAUUUUAUCUACCACUUUAAAUCACACUUUCAUAACAUAAAUGUCGAUGAGGCUAUCAUGAGAAUCCUAAUGUAACUAUGAUCGUGGAAACAAAAUAUGUUUUAAGAUAUUUGUAGAUCUUUAAUUAAUUAAAUAAAUUUUAGUAUAUUAUCACAUUAAUGUUGUACCAUCGUUAAUGGCAUUGUAAAUUAAUUUAAAUAAAUCAAUUAUUAAUAAA